GUUAAUUAAUCAAGUUUGCUUUUAUAUUUCAACAAAUUAAUAUGUUCUUAGCUACUUUUCAUCUACUUUUAGUCCUUGGUUGCCUGCUAAUGCAGCCAAGUACGGCACCACGACUGAAUGCCAAAUUCAUAAAAAUGUGGACAAAUGCUAAAGAACAAACUAAGACUGUGGUAGCCAAACGCGAGUCAGCUGCAGCUCCACCACCCCCGUAUAUAAUCCAUCCAAGCAUGCGCUCGCUAAUAGAACAGGAAAGAAGUCGGAUACCUUACGUUAGAUUGCGAAAUGCGGAGCUUAAUGCGCCGGGAACACUUCGUGCACGUAUAAACCCAUUCAAAAAGUAUUAUCCCAGUGGAAAAUUGAGCACCGUAUGUCGAGGCCGUUCAACUAUUUAUAAUAGACCAAAAGUAAAGGCAUGGCUAAAUAUUCAAGUCAAAUCGUACUGGGGAGGUGAGGGAGCGCGGUACAAGAGACCUAUUUACUUUGAUCUGCGCAAUGAGAUGUAUAUACAGGGGAGAUCCGAAGAGUGCCAUACCGAAGAUCUUAUAGUAGUAAGGAAGUAUUUAGAGUGCGCCUUGAAACGCAAUAUGCGUAUGGAAUACUUGAUUCCAAGAUAUCCCUUGCAUCAAAUUUUCUAUCAUCAUAGAACUGUGCACUAUAACAACUAUUAGAGCUUAAAAUAUACUUUCAAGAAC
Messenger RNA from Drosophila busckii, 692 nucleotides. RefSeq lists its product as uncharacterized. Bases 42 to 668 code for a protein of 208 amino acids. Lineage: Eukaryota; Metazoa; Arthropoda; Insecta; Diptera; Drosophilidae. The record is from RefSeq and is a predicted model, not a curated record. The transcript has 2 exons.